Molecule: messenger RNA, 677 nt
Organism: Polistes dominula (European paper wasp)
Lineage: Eukaryota; Metazoa; Arthropoda; Insecta; Hymenoptera; Vespidae
Product: type-1 angiotensin II receptor-associated protein
Biological process (GO): angiotensin-activated signaling pathway
Cellular component (GO): plasma membrane
Source: RefSeq, a predicted model, not a curated record
UACGCAAUACUUAAUUCUGUAUAUAUCAUUAUGAAGUGCUGAUAGAAAGGAAGGAGAUAAAGUAGUUUAGUAGUGACAGAUACUAAAGAUUGUUGUAUUUAGCGGUUUGAAGGAAAUAAGAAAGCAAUUUUUUUCACAAAAGGCACGUAGACUUCAACUGCAGAAAAAUGCCAGAUUUAUCUAGUAUAUCGCAUUACCCAUUAAAGAACAUUGAAUCAGAUGAACCAUUACAAUUUGCUCUCUUCAUAAACAUAUUGUCAAUAUUCUUCGACAUAGUGACUUUAUCUGUUUACUUUCCAAUUGGUCUAGCAUAUGCGUCUGAGAAGUUUAGUGCAGCGUUUAUGAUAAUAAACCUGAUCGUGCGUGUUGUCACGAGUAUAUAUCUAUUGCGGAUAGGACAAGCAAGAGGUGGAAGUCUUGCUACAAUGUUUACAUCCUGUCCUCCCAUGGGUAUAACUCGACAGGAUUACGAGGACAUAUCUCAAUCGGUACCUCAAAAUUCUGAUUUCGUUGGAAUCUAGAUUAUUUUUAUGGUACAUAUUGUAAGAACUUAUAAUGUUUACUCUUGGAUUUGUUUUUUGCAAGCGGAUCACUUAACAUAAGCUUAAAAAAUAAUAUUAUAAGUCUCAUAUGAUAUUAUAUUGGGUUGGCAAGAAAGUAAUUUCGGUUUUCUAGUG